CUCGCCCCCGCCCCCGGCGCUGCCCGCCGCUCGGGCAGGCGGUGUCUGGUGGCGCGGUCGCGGCGUGAUGACGUGAGCAGGAGCGCGCGGCGGCGGGUCCGGUUCGCUCCGCCAUGGCGAAGACCGUGGCCUAUUUCUACGACCCGGACGUGGGGAAUUUCCACUACGGAGCGGGACACCCCAUGAAGCCGCACCGCCUGGCGCUCACCCACAGCCUGGUGCUGCACUACGGGCUCUACAAGAAGAUGAUCGUUUUCAAGCCGUACCAGGCGUCCCAGCACGAUAUGUGCCGGUUCCAUUCAGAGGAUUACAUCGACUUCCUGCAGCGCGUGAGCCCCAACAACAUGCAGGGCUUCACCAAGAGCCUCAACGCCUUCAACGUGGGCGACGACUGCCCGGUGUUCCCAGGCCUCUUUGAAUUUUGCUCUCGCUAUACUGGCGCCUCCCUGCAAGGAGCAACACAGCUGAACAACAAGAUUUGCGACAUUGCGAUAAACUGGGCAGGAGGCCUGCAUCAUGCCAAAAAGUUUGAGGCAUCUGGGUUUUGUUACGUUAACGACAUCGUUAUCGGCAUCCUGGAGCUGCUCAAGUAUCACCCGCGUGUUCUGUACAUUGAUAUCGACAUCCAUCACGGAGACGGUGUGCAGGAGGCGUUCUACUUGACGGACCGUGUCAUGACAGUGUCGUUUCAUAAAUACGGGAACUAUUUCUUUCCUGGCACAGGUGACAUGUAUGAAGUUGGCGCGGAGAGUGGCCGUUAUUACUGUCUCAACGUGCCUCUCCGAGAUGGCAUCGAUGACCAAAGUUACAAACACCUCUUCCAGCCGGUCAUUAACCAGGUGGUAGAUUAUUAUCAGCCCACCUGCAUAGUGCUACAGUGUGGUGCUGAUUCUCUGGGUUGUGACCGUUUGGGUUGUUUUAACCUCAGUAUAAGAGGACACGGGGAGUGUGUGGAGUACGUCAAGAGCUUCAACAUCCCCUUACUGGUCCUGGGAGGAGGUGGUUACACAGUCCGCAAUGUGGCACGAUGCUGGACUUAUGAAACAUCGUUGCUUGUAGAGGAAGCAAUUAGUGAAGAGCUCCCAUACAGUGAGUACUUCGAAUACUUUGCUCCAGACUUCACCCUUCAUCCUGACGUCAGUACGAGGAUUGAAAAUCAGAACUCCAGGCAGUACUUGGAUCAGAUCAGGCAGACGAUAUUUGAGAACCUGAAAAUGCUGAACCAUGCUCCCAGCGUGCAGAUCCACGAUGUCCCUUCUGACUUGCUCAGCUACGAUCGCACAGAUGAGCCUGAUCCGGAGGAAAGAGGCUCCGAGGAAAACUACAGCAGACCUGAAGCUGCCAAUGAGUUUUAUGACGGUGACCACGAUAACGACAAAGAGAGUGACGUUGAGAUCUGAGGGCUCUGCCGUGGGGCUCUGGACUAUGGCGCGGCCCCGUGUGGGACGUUGGUGCUUGGUGCAGUUAACUGGGCUGUGUAGACGCCAGUUAACCCUCCCUUUGGAUCUGAUUGCACGCGGUGGCAGCAGAAGUGGCACCACCGCAGGCUUCUGCUAGCUGGAGAGGCAGAGAACAGUGAAACGUGUUCCUUAAGUUCCACCACCCAUCACGGUUCCAGCUGUUGCUGCUCUGGGAAUGGAAAUUCAAGCAGCGCUUGAAUCUGUGCCAUGGACCAUCCGGCAGCCAUGCAACUGCCUUCCCAACCCGACCUGCGCUGGUUCCGUCACCCCAUAACCCCUGUGCGGGUUCUGCCAGCGGGGUGGGAGCGGAGCGGUUGUGCUGCCAUCUCUGCCUCUCUCCAGCCGCAACACCUGAUGCGUCCUGCUCUCCUGGCCCUCCGCUCACAUACCACAUCAAUUCCUCGGAAACCUGCGCUGGGGUUCACUUCCCGACAUGCCUUUAACCAUCUGAUGCUCCGCAGCUCAAGGAAAACCACUUGAGAAGACAAGGCCAGUUGUGGGAUGGGGUCGGGAGUGUCCCAGCAGCAGCAGGGAGGGAUGUGUGCAGGGCCUGGCCUUGUUCACUCCCCCCGUGUUCAGUUUUGUGUUCACAAAGGAGCGCUGCAACACUUGCCAAGUUGGACCUAACUUCCCUGGUUUUCUUUGUCCUUUGAGAGGCUGAAAUCCCUGUGGGACAGAGGUUUGGCUACCAAGGUCAGCACAUCAUGUGUCUUGCACCUCUGCUGUAGCUUCCAGCUCUGUUUUCCAAAUUCACAUCUGGCCCUUCUGUGUGUGAGCAAGAGAUUUGGGCUGCUUGCUUGGGGUGGAAACUCUUCCCUCCUGACCAGCCCCAGCUCUGCCUGCGGGUGAGGGAAUCUGUGUCCUCCAUGUCCCAUCCUUUUGCCCUCACACAGCAGAGAUUCCUCUCGGCCAUCUCUCAAUUCCCAAAUUUUGCUGCUCCUUCUUCCGAGUUGUCACCUGGUACCUGUCGCGGUUUGGAGUUUGCGUUUGGGGAGGCGGGAAGGGGUUUAGCCUCGGACUCUCUGUACUGUUCUGGUUGUUUACUGAGGUCUUAAAACAUUAAAUGAAGAGGCAGUAUUUUUCUUACCUGA
Columba livia (rock pigeon) is the source of this 2551-nucleotide messenger RNA. RefSeq names its product histone deacetylase 3 (gene HDAC3). Gene Ontology annotation, cellular component: nucleus. Bases 114 to 1400 code for a protein of 428 amino acids. The transcript is spliced from 15 exons. Gene Ontology annotation, molecular function: histone deacetylase activity. Lineage: Eukaryota; Metazoa; Chordata; Aves; Columbiformes; Columbidae. The record is from RefSeq and is a predicted model, not a curated record.